AUGUCGCAGUUGCAGCAUGGCCUCCACGAGCUGCUGCUGCUGCUGCAGGCGAGGUCGCCGUCUCCACAGGCAGCCCUAGUGGUCUCUCUGCUGCUCGUCUGUCCACUUCUCGUACUCCUCGUGGCACGUCGCUUCGGGACGCCGUCGACGGCCACCGUCACCGCGAGAGCCAGAGAAGAUCAGCUGAGCAAGCUGCCUUCUCCUCCCAGCAGGCUCCCCAUCAUCGGCCACCUGCACCUCGUCGGCCCCCUCCCGCACGUCUCGCUCCGAGACCUCGCCGCCGAGCACGGACGCGAUGGACUCAUGCUCCUCCGCCUUGGUGCCGUCCCAACGCUCAUCGUGUCCUCGCCGAGCGCCGCGCAGGCCGUGCUGCGCACCCACGAUCAGGUGUUCGCGUCCCGGGCCUACUCCCCCGUCACCGACAUCCUCUUCUACGGCUCCACGGACGUCGCUUUCUGCCCCUACGGCGAGCACUGGCGGCAGGUCAAGAAGAUCGCCACCACGCACCUCCUCACCAACAAGAAGGUCCGGUUGGUGGUGGCCAAGAUCCGGGAGGCGGCCACCACUGGCAUCGCCAUGGACAUGAGUGACCUCCUCAACGCAUUCGCCAACGACAUCGUCUGCCAUGCUGUGGCCGGUAAGUCUUUCAGAAAACAAGGCCACAACAAGCUCUUCCGGGAGCUCGUCGAGGCCAACUCGUCGCUCAUCGGCGGUUUCAACCUGGAAGACUACUUCCCAGUGUUGGUGAAGCUGGACUUCAUCAAGAGGAUGGUGUGCGCCAAGGCCCGGAAGGUGAAUAAGAUGUGGGACAAACUUCUCAAUAGCCUCAUCGAUGAGCAUGCAAGAAGGCCCGCGUCAGAACAAGGCGGCGAGGAAAGUGACUUCAUCGACGUGUUGCUUUCCAUUCAACAAGAGUACAAUCUUACUAGAGACCAUAUUAAGGCUCAGUUGGAGUUCACGGUGACGAUGGCCAACAGUAGUUCACCGGGCUGCGUUCUCCUGGCGGCGACAAUGGCGCUGGGCGUAGUCCUUCUGGCGUCGCCGGCGGAGUCCGCGCGCGCCUUCUUCGUGUUCGGCGACUCCCUGGUGCACAACGGCGACAACAACUAUCUGAUGAGCAUGGCGCGCGCCGACUCGCCGCCGUACGGGAUUGACUACCCCAUGCACCAGCCCACCGGCCGCCGCUUCUCCAACGGCCUCAACAUACCGGACAUCAUCAGUGAGCAUCUCGGCGCGGAGCCCACGCUGCCCUACUUAUCCCCGGAGCUCCACGGCGAGAAGCUGCUCGUGGGCGCCAACUUCGCGUCGGCGGGCGUCGGCAUCCUCAACGACACGGGCAUUCAAUUUAUGGAGAUGGUGAGGAUGAGCAGGCAGCUGCAGUACUUCCAUGAGUACCAGGGCAAGCUGCGCGCGGUGGUGGGCGCGUCCCAGGCGACGCAGAUCGUGAACAGGGCGCUGGUGCUCAUCACGCUCGGCGGCAACGACUUUGUCAACAACUACUUCUUCAUGCCCUUCUCCCUCCGCUCCCUCCAGUUCUCCCUUCCCAACUAUGUCCGCUACCUCAUCUCUGAGUACAAGAAAAUCCUCGUGAGGCUGUAUGAUAUGGGCGCGCGACGUGUGCUGGUGACGGGGACAGGCCCGCUAGGUUGCACGCCGGCGCAGCUCGCCCGGAGCCGUGGCGGGAAGUGCGACGCCGACCCGAUGCGCGCUGCGGAGCUGUUCAACCCGCAGCUGACCCGGGUCCUGGAGGAGCUCAACGCGCGCUACGGCGAUGGAACGUUCAUCGCCGCCAACACCUUCCGCAUCCACUUCGACUUCAUCACCGACCCGAGGCGUGCUGUGGGCAGGGGCCGCACAACGGGAUCGGGUUGUGCACCGCGCUGUCCAGCGUCUGCACCGAGCGGGACCAGUACGUGUUCUGGGACGCCAACCACCCAACUGAGCGCGCCAACCGGAUCAUCGUCGGCCAGUUCAUGA
Triticum turgidum subsp. durum (durum wheat) is the source of this 1977-nucleotide messenger RNA. The record is from the annotation of a GenBank genome assembly. Lineage: Eukaryota; Viridiplantae; Streptophyta; Magnoliopsida; Poales; Poaceae.